Asparagus officinalis (garden asparagus) is the source of this 2431-nucleotide messenger RNA. Its product is annotated as WD repeat-containing protein 26-like. Gene Ontology annotation, molecular function: protein binding. Bases 496 to 2256 code for a protein of 586 amino acids. The transcript has 5 exons. The record is from RefSeq and is a predicted model, not a curated record. Lineage: Eukaryota; Viridiplantae; Streptophyta; Magnoliopsida; Asparagales; Asparagaceae.
UGAAUUAGUAAUCCAAAAUCUAUGUUGAUGCUGAGUCGGUUUACUAAGGCCUAAGAUUUCGGCCAUGGGCUUUUUCUUUAUUUCUUCCCUCUUCUCUUUUUGUUUAUCUUUUCUCUACUAUUUCGCCCUCAUCUCUUUCUUUGCUUGCUUUCAAGGCUUUUAACACACACGCCGCCAGCCACCGACCCAUUUCUUAUAUCUGUACCUUAUUUCUCUCUCUCUCUUUCUCCCUCUCCCUUGUUUGGGUUUGAGGCGAAAUUGAUUGACGGAGCCCAACCGAAAUCGCCUUCUGGGUCCUGCAACUUUCCCUAUUUGGGAAUCUGGGUCGAUCUCGAUUUGGCUGAUUUUUCGAGGGAUUUGGGUGUUUCUUUAGUUGGCUCUUUAGAUCCCCCAAAACCCCUCUUUAGAUCAUAACUAGCCUUAAGGUACUCCGACCCUUUUAAAACGACUAAUUUCUAGUGUGGCGAAAUAUAUAUGGGCUGAUCGUGGCAUUUCAUGGGAGGUGUAGACGAUGAUGAACCACCCUCAAAACGUGUGAAAGCAUCCUCACUUGACUUGGAGAGCCUCUCAGAUAAAUCAACUCUCUCAGAGCCCAUCAUUCCUUUGGGAGGAUCAAUGGCCAGACCGUUACCAUCCCAAGGGAACGAGGAUAUUAUUGGUACUAAAGGAGUUAUUAGAAAAGUUGAAUUUGUUAGGAUCAUCACCAAGGCUCUUUACUCACUUGGUUAUGAGAAAAGCGGAGCUGUAUUGGAGGAAGAGUCGGGAAUCAGCUUGCAUUCUCCUACAGUGGAUCUCCUCAGGAAUCACGUGCUUGAUGGUAACUGGGAUGAAAGUCUGAUUGCUUUGCGUAAAAUAGGACUUGUGGAUGAAAAUAUUCUUAAAUCUGCAUCUUUUCUGUUACUGGAACACAAGUUCUUCGAAUUUCUAGAGAGGGACCAAGUCAUGGAUGCAUUGAAGACUCUGAGAAAUGAAAUUACUCCUCUUGGCAUAAACAAAAAACAAACGCACGAGCUUUCCAGUUGUAUUGUUUCUCCUUCACAACGGGUCUUACUUGGUUUUGCUAACCUGGGCAUUGAUACAUCAAACUCACGAUUGAAGCUUCUGGAGGAAUUACAGAAAUUGCUUCCUCCCACUAUUAUGAUACCUGAGAGAAGGCUUGAGCAUUUGGUGGAACAAGCACUAAAUGUGCAACGAGAAGCUUGCUAUUUCCACAAUUCCUUGGAGUCAUUGUCUUUAUACACUGAUCAUAGCUGUGGAAAAGACCAGAUUCCUUCUCGGACCAGACAGGUACUGCAAUCACACAGAAAUGAAGUAUGGUACCUACAAUUCUCAAAUACUGGGAAAUAUUUAGCAUCAGCAUCAAAUGACAAGUCUGCAAUCAUAUGGGAGGUUCACGAAAAUGGGGAAGUCUCAUUAAAGCACACAUUGACGGGUCAUCAGAAACCUGUCCUGAUGGUUGCCUGGAGUCCUGACGACCGCGAGCUUCUCACAUGCGGAAUGGAAGAAGUUGUCAGACGUUGGGAUGUUGUUUCUGGAGAUUGCCUCCAUGUAUAUGAAAAAACUGGUCUUGGCUUGAUCUCUUGUGGUUGGUUCCCAGAUGGGAGACGGUUUUUUACUGGUGUUACAGACAAAAGCAUUUGCUUGUGGGAUCUGGAUGGAAAAGAAGUUGAAUCUUGGAAAGGGCAGAGAGCUAUUAGGACUUCAGACAUGGCUAUCACUAAAGAUGGGAAAAGGAUUAUAAGCAUGUGUAAGGAAUCUGCCAUUCUUUUGCUUGAUAGGGAAGCUAAGUUUGAAAAAGUGAUUGAAGAGGAGCAAACAAUUACUUCAUUCUCGCUGUCAAUAGAUGAUAAGUUUUUGCUAGUAAAUCUUGUGAACCAGGAGAUUCAUCUCUGGAGCAUUACUGAUGAUCCGCAGCUUGUUAUGAGAUACAAAGGUCACAAGCGCAGUAGGUUCGUGAUAAGGUCAUGUUUUGGAGGGUCUGAUCAGGCUUUUAUUGCCAGUGGAAGCGAAGAUUCACAGUUGUAUAUAUGGCAUCGGGCCACAGGUGAUCUGAUAGAAGCUCUACCAGGCCAUGCUGGAGCAGUAAACUGCGUCAGCUGGAAUCCGGCAAACCCCCACAUGCUUGCAUCAGCCAGCGAUGACCACACAAUACGAAUCUGGGGUCUUAAUGCCGUUAACAAUAACAACAAACUGAAGCGUAAGGAAGCUUACAGCAAUGGAGUUGUCCACCAGUGCAAUGGGAAUGGUAGAUGUUAAGGGAAGUCACAUUUUAGGGGGGAGGUGGUGUCUUAGGGAGUUGUCUUUGAUUUAGUUCUCCAUUGACUAUGUAAAUUCUCUCAUCCUUUUUUUUUUUCUUCUCAUUUCUGUAAGAUGUUUUAAGAUUGUUAUAUGCUUAUAAACCAUUCAUCGUAGAUUAUUUGUUUGGUUCCUU